AUGAGCUCGCCAGGGUCUAACCAGGCGGGGCCUGAGAGGGAUGAUUCGAUAAUCUGGCAUCCUGCACAGGAAUGGCUCGAGGAAGACGAUGAGAACGACCCAGACUACACCAUGCCCCCAAGGAACAUGGAGGCUGAAGACGACUGGGACGGUGACGAUGCGGAGGAUGAGCCGCUGAGCAUCAGCAUUUCCGACGGUGAGUCGCACCACUCAGAACUUUACUGGGCUUUGCACGAGGCAGCCAUGUCUAACGCAUCGGAAAUGCCUGAAGAAAACCCCCAUAUCAAUAUCGGCAACAUCCAGAUCGAACUGACGCAGGACGAUCUUGACGAUGACAGGGAAGCGGGGAUUGGGGGGCCUCACGGCAUACCUGCAGCGCAGAUUUUCGAGUUACUCGCGGCGAACGGUUUGCAACAUAUCCUCCAAUCAAACGGCUGGGCUACACAUCUCGCUGUAAACGAUGAAGACGAUGAAGACGAAGACGAGGACGAUGAAGAUGACGACGACCUUGAUGCAGCAUUCAUACGCAGAAUGCGUCCUCGGCGGGCAGUGGGCGGUAAACAAUUUCCCAAGCCCAAAGUGCCGAGUGAUGAGGGUACGGAAUUGAUGGGUCAGGGUCACUUCGGAACCAACCAGCACUAUGUUGAUCGAUUGAAGAAACGCAAGAGAGCAUUUGCGACUGACCUUAUGUGGCGCGAGCUUGGUGUUGAGCCUUAUGGCUUACGUAGGAGGACCGACCAGUCCCUCAGUCAGCGAAUGAUUCCAGGUUCGGUGGCAGAUAAGAUCAUUCACUACGAUUCGCGAAGCUACUCCGGUCAAUUCUCCGAUGACGGAAACUUUUUUUCAGCUGUCCGGAUGUACGACACAUCCAACCCAUUCGAGUGGAAAUAUUACAAGACCGUCGAUUAUCCAUUCGGUCAAUGGACAAUCACCGAUGCAACUCUGAGCCCCGACAACCGUUUUCUGGUCUACAGCUCAAUUCGAAGCCAGGCGUAUCUAGCGACAACCGACCCGGAGGACGAUUCCGAUCCAACUGUAUUAGAUUUCUCUCUCCCGCCAGGUCAACGGCGACGACGAAGCUGGGGUAGCUCACAUUUUGGAAUAUGGUCUCUUCGCUUUUCUGGAGAUGGACGAGAAGUGGUCGCAGGUACAUCGGAAGACUCGGUCAUUGUCUACGAUAUCGAAACGAAACAGCCAGUCCUCAAUCUUCGAGACCGACACCAACACCACGUCAACGCGGUCUGUUAUGGCGACACAUCUUCCCCGCACUUGCUCUACUCCGGUUCUGAUGAUACCACCCUCCGAGUCUGGGAUCGACGUUCGAUGGCGGACGGUCGCGAAGCAGGCGCUUUCAUGGGUCACACCGAAGGUAUCACCUAUGUCGACAGCAAGGGUGAUGGAAGAUACGUUUUAUCAAACGGCAAGGACCAAACGAUGAAACUGUGGGAUCUGCGGAAGAUGAUGACCACCGUUGACUUCGACCGGAUCGACGCUAUUCGUUACACCACUGGAUUUGAUUACCGCUUUGAGCCUUAUCCCGAUGACUGCUAUGAGCCUCAUGAGCAUGAUUGCUCAGUUGUCACGUUCCGCGGCCACCGUGUCCUGAAAACGCUCAUCCGUUGCCACUUUUCGCCUCCAGGAAGCACGAACUCUCGAUACGUGUAUACUGGUAGCGAAGACGGAAAAGUCUACGUGUACAAUAUGGAUGCCACCUUGGCCGGGACCAUUGACGUCGGAUCGGCAACUUUGAACUCCCGGCCUCGCGAGCUAGACGUAUUUUCCACGGCGUAUGAGAUGAGCGGAGAAAUGCUAUGGAGGACUUGCGUUCGGGAUGCCAGCUGGCACCCGAAUGCUCCGGUUCUAGCAGCUACAUCUUGGAAUGGUUGGGGCCUAUCUACCGGUACGUGCACCGUACAUUCCUGGAACGACGGUGCGAACGACGACGAGGGUGAUCCGCCGAUUGGAAAGAGCUACGAUGACAAGCUGCGAUAUGUGCCCGAAUUCAAUCACUAUCGUGAACACGCACCCGUUCCGCGUUCGCGGCGUCGCCCUUUGCGCAGUCGUCCGGUGCGUCGACAGUCCAUCGAUGAGGAUGACGAAGACGAAAUGUGGUGA
This is a messenger RNA of Penicillium argentinense, 2115 nucleotides long. Its product is annotated as WD40 repeat domain-containing protein. The record is from RefSeq and is a predicted model, not a curated record. Gene Ontology annotation, molecular function: protein binding. Gene Ontology annotation, cellular component: Cul4-RING E3 ubiquitin ligase complex. The coding region runs from base 1 to 2115 and encodes 704 amino acids. Gene Ontology annotation, biological process: proteasome-mediated ubiquitin-dependent protein catabolic process. The transcript is spliced from 6 exons. NCBI's taxonomy places the organism in Eukaryota, Fungi, Ascomycota, Eurotiomycetes, Eurotiales, Aspergillaceae.